Molecule: messenger RNA, 1868 nt
Organism: Scophthalmus maximus (turbot)
Lineage: Eukaryota; Metazoa; Chordata; Actinopteri; Pleuronectiformes; Scophthalmidae
Gene: clec11a
Product: C-type lectin domain containing 11A
Exons: 5
Coding region: 254-1066 (270 amino acids)
Source: RefSeq, a predicted model, not a curated record
UGAUUCCUCACCAUCUCCAUUGGGGAGUGGUGUCGCUCCAGCUCCCAUUCACAUUUCCAAUGGGAGCCUCCUGCCGCUCUCCUGCGUCGCCGCACUCCGGAUCACAUCUGUGAGGGAACGACGAGAGAGGGAGUCACGCAGCGGACGGAGACGGAGACGGAGACGGAGACGGAGACGGAGAGAGUCUGGAAGGUGCAGGGGGGGAAAAAAAGAAAAAGAAAAGGGAUCACAGUUCUUAGUAGGGAGCAGAAAAAUGGGACCGGCCGCCGCCUCGCUCGCCCUCCUGUGUUUGUGUUCCCUGGGCGUGUGUGUUCCCACGGGGACGCCGGACGCCGCACCAACUCAGGCUUCUCUGCCAGAGGCGAAGAAGGCCAGAGGCGAUGUGCCUGACAUCAUCCCAGAGCCGGAACCCGAGCCGACCAGCCCGGUGUCUGACUUUGAAAACUCCUACAACUACGUCCUGUCCCGACUGGCCGGCAUGGACCAGGCGAUCCACAAGCUGAACGUCGGCCACUACACGCUGGAUGUGAAAGUCAGUCAGCUGAUGGACCGUCUGUCCCGGAUGGACGCUAAGGUCGGCGAGCUGGAGGACAGCAUCCGCGAAGUCUACCAGCACAGCAGGGACAACCGCAAGGAGACGGGGAGACUGGAAGGUUGCCAGAAGGGACGCAGGAUGGGCUACAAGUGCUACCUGGUGUACAACAGCCACGCGGAUUACGCCGCCGCCUCCAGGAAGUGCGUGGAGCGCGGCGGCCGCAUGGCGAUGCCGCGCGACCGCAAGGAGCAGGAGGCCCUGGCCGACUACGUCAAGUCCUUCUUCCACCCGGGCAACUGGCCCGUGUGGCUGGGCGUCAACGACCUGCGCUCGGAGGGCACGUACCUGUUCGACGACGGCACGCGGGUCUCCUACUUCCAGUGGCGCAAGCACUUCCUGUCCAGCCAGCCGGACGGCGGGCGGCGGGAGAACUGCGUGGCGAUGUCGUCGGACGACGGCGACUGGUGGGACCACUACUGCGACCGCAGCAUGAACUACGUCUGCGAGUUCGACGACAGGGUGGCGCUGUAGGAGGAGACGCCGCCGCCGCUCUCCCGCCAUCGCUCGCCGCUCGUUUGAACUUUGACCUUCACCUCUCCCUCAUUGUGGGCGGCGGCCCAGUUUACGCGCAGAUAACUUAUUUCCCCUUUGAGAGACUUUGACAGGAUUUGGCUGCUUUCAAAGCGGAGGAAGCCGUCGAUUCUCCGUUGGACACGCACGUGUUUUUGAUAUAAACAGCCGGUAUCAUUUCAUUGCGACGUACAACUUGUGCCUUUGAAAUGUUGCACAGUCAGUCGGGGGUCAGUAAGUGAAACACAAGGUCUCACAUGGGCACAGAUGUACGCAUGUCGCUAUUUGACUCCUGAAAGUGCCGAACGAGACCUUGUCAGAUUAUGUUACGAAUAUUAAUAUUGUAUUUUUUUUUCCCGUGCGGCUGCAGUGAUGUGAGUGUAAGUUAGAAGAGAAAACACGAGGAGCCGGAGGCACCUUUCUUCAGAAUCAGCACAAACUGAAAUACCAUGGAAGAUAUUUUAUCGGCGUGUAUUUGAUUUAAGCGGGAUCAGGCGCUGCUGCUCCAGUUACUUUACUUAGUGUUCUAACAAAGUCUGGUUCCUGCGCCGUGAAACUGCCGACGCUCUCAACAUCUUUUGGCAAAAAUAAACGUUAACAGUUUCUGUUUUUUUCGGAGCUGUAGUCUCAGUCCUGACGCCCCCCAGAAGAAAUGACACACGACUGUUCUGUCCGUCCUACAGCAGAAACAGUGGGAAAGUUAUAAUGUACAUAAAAGUCUGAAUGUAAAUGUUUUUUAUAAUAAAUCUCUGCUAAACAUUGA